GAGACCAAGUCAAGAAGGAGUAACCCACAAAAUACAACAACAACCCAUAACCCACAAGAAGAACAACAAUGCCUCCUAGGAAAACUGCCCGUGUUGUUGGUCCUUCUACUGAACCUACUGCUCCACGGGAUCGUAGCUCCACUCAUGCUUCUAACCGCAAACGGUCAGAAGAGGCUAAUAGAGGAAGGGGUAGAGGAAGGGGUCGAGGAAGGGGUAGAGGAAGGGGUAGGAAUGCUGAACAAGAGCCUGCUGUACAGGAUCAGCAGAAUGAUGAGAUUAUGGCUGAUCAGCAGGAUGAUGACACUGAGGCGGAGGAGGAGACUAGUGGUGAGGAGGAGGCUGAGGAGGAUGUCGGUGCUGACCUCGAGGCGGAGUUUGAUGAGGAGUCUGGUGAUGAGGACGAUGAGAACAGGUUGUGGUAUGAGGGAGGUCCGUUUGACCUUUGCUUGUUGACUAAGUAUGGCGAACAUAUAGCUCGUGACAUAUGGAGGUCAUACAAGCGGCCAAAUUAUGAGACUAGAGGUGUGCUCAAGACCUAUAAUCAUGGGAGGAUGUGUCAUCCUGUAGUCCAUCAUGCUCGGUACAUAAGGGGUGCGGUGCAUAAUGCAGGUUUGCGGUGGGUGAUGAAAUGCACAAGCCCGAGUGUUGACCAGAGCAUUAUUUCUGCUUUUGUUGAGCGAUGGCAUCCUGAGACGUCAUCUUUCCACUUACCAUGGGGGGAAAUGACGAUCACACUUGAAGAUGUCUCAGCAUUACUCCACUUGCCCGUAGAGGGUGAGUUCUUCUCCUUUGGUAAUCCGACUAGGGAAGAGGCGGCUCCUGCGGUUGCUCAGUUACUUGAUGUGGACAUUGAGCUUGUGAUGGAGGAGUUUGAUGCUUGUAGGGGUCCAUCUCUUCGCUUUAUCUUUCUCCAAGCUAUUGUGGAGAAACACGUAGAGGCUAACAAUGAAGUUCCUGCAUGCCGAGCUUAUAUGCUGCGGUUGAUUGGCAUGACCCUUUUCUGUGACAAGAGCAACACAUAUAUUGGUGUUGUGUAUUUGUCUCUGUUUGAAGAUGUUGAGAAUGCAUCAAGGUGGAAUUGGGGAGCUGCCACUUUGGCUUACUUGUAUGGUCAGCUCGGGGAGGCCAGUAGGAACGGUGCUAAGUCUGUUGCUGGUUAUUUAUCUCUUCUGCAGGUAUUGUUAUUUCUUUGUAAUUAUUGUUAA
This is a messenger RNA of Lotus japonicus, 1205 nucleotides long. Its product is annotated as protein MAIN-LIKE 1-like. Lineage: Eukaryota; Viridiplantae; Streptophyta; Magnoliopsida; Fabales; Fabaceae. The record is from RefSeq and is a predicted model, not a curated record. The transcript has 2 exons. Gene Ontology annotation, biological process: meristem maintenance; meristem development. The coding region runs from base 69 to 1205 and encodes 378 amino acids.